AUGAAUCAAUCCAUAUACACACUACUAUUCAUUUUUCAUAUAAACAGUAUUUUAGGUCCAAAUGAAACACAAUUGACUAUGAAAUCUUUACACAUUGAACAAUCAAAACCAAACCAUUUGUUAGUUACUAUCAAUCAACGAAAUGAUCAUUUAUGUCCAAUGAAAUUUCAUUAUGAUCAAUUACUUGAUCAAUUCAUAAAAGAAAAUGGUCAUAUUCAAGUGAAUAAUUUAAUUAUUCCUAAAUCGUAA
Molecule: messenger RNA, 249 nt
Organism: Schistosoma margrebowiei
Lineage: Eukaryota; Metazoa; Platyhelminthes; Trematoda; Strigeidida; Schistosomatidae
Source: the annotation of a GenBank genome assembly